This is a messenger RNA of Drosophila nasuta, 2566 nucleotides long. RefSeq names its product sialin. NCBI's taxonomy places the organism in Eukaryota, Metazoa, Arthropoda, Insecta, Diptera, Drosophilidae. Gene Ontology annotation, cellular component: membrane. The coding region runs from base 653 to 2170 and encodes 505 amino acids. Gene Ontology annotation, biological process: monoatomic anion transport; transmembrane transport. The transcript is spliced from 8 exons. Gene Ontology annotation, molecular function: transmembrane transporter activity. The record is from RefSeq and is a predicted model, not a curated record.
AAUUUUCAGUUCAGUUCCAACAAUCGGAGUGUAAGGCAGCAAACCAAACGCAGCAAGCAGCAGGCAACGGCAUUCGGUAGUAGGCGAGAGCAGAAGUAUACGGCAAAGAGCCAGCAACCAACUGUUUCUAAAACUGUUGAAAUAGAAUCAAGAAAAUAGCUACAAAAGAAAACAAAAACAAACAAUUGCCUGCGCAUGCGCUGCUCUCCAACAUUUUGAACACAGCAAAAAGUGUUUUCUGUCAAACAGCUGCCGCAUAAAAGUUUCGAAAACAAUUUCCCAAAAAAAAAAAUAAAGAGAAAUAGAGACAAUAUUGUGAAUCGCGUGUGUUAGUUACGUGUGUUUACAGUGUGCAUUUUACACCAAAAAAUACUUGUGUGUGUGUGUGACUGUGACAAAUAUUAUUUUCAUUCAGUUCAAAAAUCCUUUUCGCGCGUGCAUUUUGCUAUCGCAUUUUGUUGUUUGUGGCGUCUCGCGCGUUUUGUUUUUUGCCUUUUGCCGCCUUUUGCAACGUUGUUGUAACAGGCGUUAAAUACUAGUAAUUAAAAGCUGUUCUAUAUCAGAGGCGUGUGUCGACGUGCAAAUUACAUAAUUUGCUUUUGAGUAAUUUGCGUUCUCAGGCGUCGUCAAGUUCAAGUUUUCAACGGGCGACAUGUCGAACACGGAGAAACGAGGUUUUCACAGAGUGCGAAACAUGCUCUCAUGUCGCCAAGUACUCAAUCUGCUGACCAUGCUCGGUUUCAUGUUGAACUAUGCACUGAGAGUAAAUCUGACGAUUGCCAUUGUGGACAUGGUCGUGCCCACUGCAACAAACACAACUGCCAGUGGCAACAAUACGCUGACGGGGAAUCUCACGGACACCAGCAGCUUAGCCAGCAGCAACAUUAACAUCAACAACACAUCCACCGAUGGAGUGGAAGUGCUUGAGGAGCGCUUCAACUGGGAUGAAUAUCAGACCAACUUUGUGCUGGGUUCCUUCUUUUGGGGCUAUGUGCUCACCGAGUUGCCUGGCGGUCGUCUCGCUGAAUUGAUUGGUGGAGUUCGCGUCUUUGGACAUUCCAUGCUGUGGGCCAGCUUGCUGACAUUGGUGACGCCGCUGGCGGCGCAUCUGAACUACGUGGCAUUGAUUGUGGUCCGUGUGGCACUUGGCUUCAUGUUGGGCGCCACCUGGCCAGCCAUUCAUCCCGUUGCCGCUGUCUGGAUUCCACCAAUGGAUCGCUCCAAGUUCAUGUCCAACAUGAUGGCUUCUUCGCUGGGUGCUGCCAUCACAAUGCCCGUUUGUGGCUAUCUCAUCUCGGUUGCCGGCUGGGCUAGUGUCUUCUAUUUGACUGGUGGCAUUGGACUGUUGUGGUCGCUGUGCUGGUUCUCGUUUGUCUAUGAAACUCCAGCCACCCAUCCACGCAUUUCCGCCGAGGAGCGUCGUGAAAUUGAGGAGGCCAUUGGCACAUCCACAUCGAAGAAGCGUCCCAGCUAUGUGCCUUGGUCUGACCUGCUCUGUUCGCCUGCCGUUUGGGCCAUCAUCGUCACACACGGUCUGUCGGUGUUUGGCUUCUUCACGGUCAUCAAUCAGCUGCCCACGUUCAUGUCCAAGAUGCUGCACUUUGACAUCAAGAAGAAUGGUUUGUUCUCGUCGUUGCCUUAUCUGGGCAAGUAUGUGAUGGCUGUAGCUUCCUCCUAUCUGGCCGAUCAUCUGCGUCACAAGGGCACUCUGAGCACCACAGCAACCCGCAAACUCUUCACCAGUUUCGCUUUGGUUACGCCUGGUCUGCUGAUGACUGCUCAAGUGUUUCUGGGCAUGGAUCCCACCUGGUCGGUGACGCUCUUUACGCUGGCCUUGUUCGCACAUGGCGCUGUCACUGCCGGCUACCUGGGCAAUGGUCUGGACAUUGCACCCAACUUUAGUGGCACCAUCUUUGGCAUGGCCAAUUCGCUGUCCUCGUUUGGCGGCUUCUUGUCCACCUGGAUGGUCGGUGUCUUGACCUUUCACAACCAAACGUUCCAUCAAUGGCAGAUUGUCUUCUCGAUUCUUGCGGCCACCUACAUAUCGGCUGCCGUUGUCUUUGUGGUUCUUGGCACCGGUGAACUGCAGGCGUGGAACAAUCCGCCAGAGCGCAAGAAGAUCGGCGAUGUCGCACAGGAGGAGGGCAUGCCUCUCAAGACUGAGAAAUAAUUUUGGCGUUCAUUGCGGAAGUUUCAAAACUCAAUUCAAUAUUAGUUGACAACAGACAAAAAACCCACCACAUCCGCACAAGUUAUAUUAGUUUCUAUUGCACAUUUUGAGAUUUUUUUUUUAAAGUACCGGCUCUAACUCUGAUACUUUAAAUAAUAUUUCCAUUUCAUUCGUAAAAACUUGCAACACACACACAUACAUACAUAAUAGAAGACAUUAGUUUUAGCAAAAGUUGUAAAGUUUCUACAUCUGUAUACCCACUAAUGAUGAACGACUAUUUAGCCUUGGAUAAGUAAUAUUUACUUUAUGAAUGCUUAAUUCUAAAAGUGUGGCCAUGUAGCAAGUUAUUUUAUGCUAUCGAGAGCCGCCUUUAUAAUAUAUUAAUAAUUUUAUGUA